Molecule: messenger RNA, 1318 nt
Organism: Petromyzon marinus (sea lamprey)
Lineage: Eukaryota; Metazoa; Chordata; Hyperoartia; Petromyzontiformes; Petromyzontidae
Source: RefSeq, a predicted model, not a curated record
UCAUCAUCAUCAGUACCACCACCACCACCAUCAUCAGCGGCACCAUCCGCCGUUCGACUCGAUUCGUCGCUAAUCGAUGUCCCACGCGCGACGUCGAUUCGCGACUCUCCGCUCAAGGAGGCGCCGCUCACGGACGGUGAUCUAACCGGGUGCAGCAGCAGGAGGAGUGGUGGUGGUGGUGGUGCUGAUGGUGGUGGUGCUGAUGGUGGUGGUGCUGAUGGUGGUGGUGCUGAUGGUGGUGGCGGCGCUGAUGAUGGUUUGUUGAUGUGGGCUAGAGACGGAGCAGCAGCAGGAGGAGGAGGGAGCAAUGAUCGACGACUCUUCACGCUGUUAGCCAGCGGCGCGAGGCCGGGAGAUGUCACGCGGCCGACCGCUGCUGCACCAGCCGCGUUUGCUGUCCCCCGCGUCGCUGCCCUGCCUGCUGUUGCUGUUGCUGUCGCUGCCCUCCCUGUUGCUGCUGCUGCUGCCCAGCGGAACGUCGGCAGCCGUGGGGCCCAUUUACUGGAACGCCUCAAAUCCACAGUUCCAAAUGGAUCAGGGAGUGAUUGUGUUUCCAAAGAUGGGUGACCGCCUGGAUAUAAUUUGUCCUCGAUUACCAGGAGCAGCAGCAGCAGCAUCAUCAUCAUCAGCAGCAGCAGGGUCUAGAGCAUCAUCAUCAAAAAAAUCAUUAUCAGCAGCAUCGUCAUCAACAGCAGCAGGAGGAUCGCAAAUAUCAUCAUCAUCAUCACAAAGAUCAUCAUCGUCAUCGUCGUCAUCAUCAUCAUCAGACCACGACGCAGGACCUGGCCGUCGCUUAGCAGGGAACAUGAUGGACCUGAAGGAAGCGUCUCGCGUUGAGACGGACGGCGACGAGAAGGACGAGGUGGAGCAGACGAAGGUGGAAGAGGUGGGGGAGGAGCUUGGCGUGGAGGGGGAGAGGUACCGCCUGUACAUGGUGGGGCGCGACGAGGCGCGGGAGUGCGACGCGCGGAGGGCUCGCAACGCGCUGCUCACGUGUGACCGGCCGGGCGUCGAGGUCAAGUACACCAUCAAGUUCCAGGAGUACAGCCCCAGCGUGCUGGGACUCGAGUUCCGUUCGGGCCGAGACUACUACAUCAUCUGUGAGUAGCGCGCGCGUCUGUGCCUGCGUGUCUGUGCGUGCGGCACGGGCUGGAGAAGAGGUGGAGUGACGUGGUUACAGGAGGACGCGGAGCUGAGCGGACUUGCCGAUGACCGGUUACCAGCGGUGUCAAGGUCGGCCUCUGUGGAGGAGGCUCGUGAAGGACGCUACUGGGCAGUUGGAGGCAGUCGCCCUCCAACAACAACGGAGGGCGGAGGA